This is a messenger RNA of Sodiomyces alkalinus F11, 828 nucleotides long. RefSeq lists its product as hypothetical. The record is from RefSeq and is a predicted model, not a curated record. Lineage: Eukaryota; Fungi; Ascomycota; Sordariomycetes; Glomerellales; Plectosphaerellaceae. Bases 1 to 828 code for a protein of 275 amino acids. The transcript has 2 exons.
AUGGCGCAGCUCGAGGCGGCCCUUCAACAAUGGGCUAUCCUCCUAGCCCUGACCGCUUUUUCCCUCUCCCUCGUCGUCCUCGGACAACUCCUCACCACCCACGCCACUGCCUACCUCGCUGCGCCCCGUGAAGUCGCCCUCCUCCUCGAAACCCUUGACGCGACGGUGGAGGAGAACGAGAGCUACGACCGCCAUUUGACGAAGGUGCCUCGCCUCGAAGACAAGGUGCGCUUGAGCAACCUACUGCGCGACAUCCAGCGGGGCGGCGACGACCUGCGCGAAGCUCUCCACUCGUUCCUUGUUCUCACCGAUACGACCAAGAAAUUGACGUUCCCCGCGAGAGCAUUAUGGGCCGUCACACGCAAAGACCUGGAGGAGCGCAUGCGGAGGCUGGACAUGAUGCGCAUGCGUUUCCUCGUCGUCUACCUCGGGCUCGUAGCAGAGCGGGCCACUACGGCGGCAGACAAGCAACAGCAACAGGCGACGCCGCCGCACCUGUCUUCCAAGGACGCCAGGGAAAAGGAAAAGGAUCGUAUGGACAGGAUGGGAAUGGCGGCCCCGGCCGCUUCGCAGAUCCCCGAGACCCCGAGCCCGGCGCCGACCCCGGCCAUGUUGUCGCGGUCCAUGACGGACGAGAUCAAGCAGAAGCCGCCGCUGCGGAGGCUGACGACGCAAGCUAUUGGCUACUCCUCCGGUACGAGACCCGGCCAUCGCGCGGGCUGGGCGGGAGUGGUGGACGAGCUGCAAAAGAGCCCCAAACUGAAGGCGAGGCAUGCCUCGAUUGAGAGGUCUAUCGAUCAGGAGUUGGCAUUGAGCCGACUUCCUUAG